Messenger RNA from Oikopleura dioica, 1491 nucleotides. The record is from the annotation of a GenBank genome assembly. Lineage: Eukaryota; Metazoa; Chordata; Appendicularia; Copelata; Oikopleuridae.
AUGGAAGAAAUCUUGAUCGAGGAUGGGAAUGGCGAGAACUACGACAUCCUCGCGGGAGACAAGACCUGCGAGUUUGAUGAUGAGAAUAAGGCGCUCCAAAAGGUGGAACUUCCGGAGAUCCAGGAGGUUACAAACUUGAAUAACACUCAAUCCUCCCAGGAGCCGGAGAAGCAGGACUCGGGCAUCGAAGACAAGGACAGCAUUCCAAACUCUCCAACCGCACCCGUUGCUCCGGUGAGCAAGUUGGAAUUGCACGCCAAGUCCUGGAAGCCGAAGGUAAAAACCGCCCGUCAGAUUCGCGCGGAGCGAUUCCACGCCGAACAAAAGCGAAAAGCACUCGCUGAAGACAAAAAACUCGGGACGCAGAAAAAUGUCGCCGCAGGUGCUUUUGAGCCGCAGCAAAAGAAUGACCCUAAAAAAGAGUCACAGGUCCAGUCAAGAAAGCCUCGAUUUCCGGGACAAUUUCGAAAGCCCACGACUCGUUCGUUUCCGCCGAAACCAGCUGGUCCAUCUGCUAAUCGAACCUGGGACCCACAGCGACGUCGAUCUGCUCCUCCCUCUCAGAUCCCUGUUCAGAGACAAAAUAACGGGCGAAAAUCGCCACCAAAGCCGCCUGCUCAAAACCGACCGACUGUCCAAAAAGGCCAAGGUUCGAAGGGCCCAAGUCCGAAGAAAACUGGACCGGGAAAGAACAAAAAGAAAUCGCUUUCCCCUCAGAAAAAGGUUCCCUUGCAGAUGAGCAACGGCCAACGACAGGCAAUUGUAAAAAGCAUUGCCCCAAAGAAGGCGAAGAAAUCCAAGAGCCCGAGUAAAGACCUUAUUGACGGCAUGGAAAAGGCCAAGCUGGUUAUUGACAAUUUGCACAUCACCGUGAACUACAAAAAAGGCCAGCGAACGAUGAACGUCGACUCCCCCGUUUCAAUUCGCAAGAAACAAGCCUCACAGGAGCUCUUGCAGAUGAUCAAGACCAAGUCUCCUCCAAAGCCGCGCUCGACUGAAAAGGAGAAGGAACAUGCGUCCAAACAAAUCUUGGGCAUGAUCAACCCCUUCGGCUCUUCUAGCAACAACCAGCUCAAGAAAGAUCCAAAGUCUCCAAAACCUCGGGCGCAGAAGACUGUUGGGCCCCCUUUUCAGAAGCAGUUCUCCAAAAAGCCUCACUUGAAGCCGCAGAACUCGCCUAACACGUCGCCUGGAAAGCUCCAGAAAUUCCAGAAGACUCAAAAGCGAAAGCACAAGAUUGAGGAUACUCGAGUGGUAAUUUCUGACCCAGAAAUUCGUUCUGAUGCUUCGUCAAGCCCGGAGAAAAUCAACGAAGAGAACCUCUCGAAAACUCUCCCUGUUCAAGAGGAAGUCAAGCCCGUCCAGAUUUUGGUUCAAGAAGAGGACGAAGAGGUUUCUUUGGAGGAGGACGAAGCAACUACUGUUGCGACGGUGAUCGAGAAGACACUCACCGACGGGAUCGAAAACGUGACCCUGAAGGCCGAAGAAUAA